Salvelinus namaycush (lake trout) is the source of this 2615-nucleotide messenger RNA. Its product is annotated as E3 ubiquitin-protein ligase RNF126-like. The record is from RefSeq and is a predicted model, not a curated record. Lineage: Eukaryota; Metazoa; Chordata; Actinopteri; Salmoniformes; Salmonidae. Gene Ontology annotation, molecular function: ubiquitin protein ligase activity. Gene Ontology annotation, biological process: protein ubiquitination; positive regulation of DNA-templated transcription; ubiquitin-dependent protein catabolic process. Bases 761 to 1762 code for a protein of 333 amino acids. The transcript is spliced from 9 exons. Gene Ontology annotation, cellular component: cytoplasm; nucleoplasm.
GAAUAAAACAAACAGUGGAAGAGUUGGGAGCAGUUGUUAUUGGUGUCCUACUACCAAUAAUGUUAGUCACAAGAGGUGAUCUCGUUUGUAAUUGCUCUAGCUAUCUUCGUGAGUAUUUCAGUAAAAGUCGUAUGUGACUAGCUAAGUUAUCUAUAUAUUAUGAAGAAUGAACUUCCCUGAAUGUUAGGAAUGUGUAGACAUGUCAGGGACUAUAUCUUGCUGCAUUGAGGAUGUCUCCUUUCCCUUUGAUUAUAUUUGUUGUCACAGACUUGAGAAGCAGCCAGCAGGCCAGGGUUGGUAAAAAUAAAAUUCUAAAACUGGCUAGUUAGCUCGCUACAAGGUGGCAUCAAGACGUUAGCAAUAAAUAGCUAAAAUACCAAACUACAACUAAUUAUGUAAUGAAUUUGACAUUAUGUGGUUGAUUCUGAUUGUGGCUACCGAUUUUUUUGAUGAAUUUUGAUAUAUCAACAACUACAAAUCCUGUUGAUGGGAGGUGGUAACAAAUGUUAGCUAGCUAAGUAGCUAACGCGUUAGUUAUGUAGUUAGCUAGCGCAAAUAACCACAUUUGAUGAGGCAAGAGUUUGUUGUUAAGCAUUUUAAAAUAGUUAAGGUCUGUCAUUUAAAUUAUUGCGAGCGUUUACCUGUAUCUCCGGACUCCAUAGUUGCAGCUAACCAGAUCUGUAUUCCCUGAUACGAGCUAUCUGUUGCUAAGCUAGCUAGCGCUUCGCUAGUUUCCGCUUCCUGUUCGUCUCGCAAAUCGAUGCAUUUUGUCGGUUGUCGCUACCCGUACACGUUCCCUCUCGGUUGUCUGGUAGAGAAUCCGAAGAUGGCUGAAGCUCCCCCACGGCCCUGCCGGUUUUUUUGUCACCGAUGUUCAGCAGAGAUCAACCCUCGUCUCCCGGAGUACACAUGUCCGCGGUGUGAAUCUGGCUUCAUUGAAGAGCUAUCAGUGGAGAGAAGCACUGAAAAUGGGUCCACAUCCACUGCCUCCACCAGCGAUCAGAACCGUCCGACUUUUGAGAGUAUGGACCACCAGCACAUGUUUACAUUUCCGCCCGGAUACGGCCAGUUCGCUCUGGGGAUUUUUGACGAGAACUUCGACCUCCGAGCGGGGCUGCCAGCAGAAGACAACCGCGAGACGGAGAACCGGCGGGAACGGGAGAUGGCGUCACGGCAACGGUACAGCGCUCGGCAACCACAGGGACGACACAUGCCACGGCGACCAGGACAGAGACACGAAGGAGUGCCCACAUUAGAGGGAAUCAUCCAGCAGCUAGUGAAUGGAAUCAUAGCACCCACAGCCAUGCCGAACAUUGCAAUGGGACCAUGGGGCAUGCUACACUCAAAUCCAAUGGACUACGCUUGGGGUGCCAAUGGACUUGAUUCUAUCAUUACCCAGUUAUUAAAUCAGUUUGAGAACACUGGUCCUCCUCCUGCUGACAGAGAGAGGAUAAAGAACCUGCCCAGCAUCCAGAUCACAGAGGAACAUGUGGGUUCCAGUUUAGAAUGUUCUGUGUGCAAGGAAGACUACAGUGUAGGGGAGACUGUGAGGCAACUUCCGUGCAAUCACCUGUUUCACAAUGACUGUAUAGUACCAUGGCUGGAACAGCACGACACAUGUCCAGUGUGCAGAAAGAGCCUCAGUGGACAGAACACAGCCACGGACCCCCCUGGACUUUCAGGAAUGAACUUCUCCCCUUCCUCCUCUUCCUCCUCCUCUUCCAGCUCCCCCAGUAACGAGAACGCUGCCAACAACUCCUAGAUCUCCAUCACCAUCACACCUCGAUCACACCUCUUGCACACAACCAACACCUUACCCCCACCCCAGGCAGACUUUCACCCCCACUCUACCACUGGCUCAGGAGAGUCUGAAGGGCCGCCCCUCUCAGUGCUCUCUUUAAGGUCCACUGGGAGAAGCUGCUGGGGAGAUGACUCUACUCUGGAGGUGAAACGAUAAACACAAUAUGGACAUUGAGACGUUCUUUUUAGUUUAUUUGAUCCCCUUUCUAUUGUGAACUUUGAACACACGAUCAUUCCUUCCCAUGUGUGAGGACUGGAGUGGAUGCCGGCACCAGUAUUGUUGCUUCUGUAAAAGGAGAGAGUGAAGAUGAAACUGGAGAAGGAUCAGAACAGGCUGUGGUGUAUAAAAGUAUCCACGUUUGAACCGCAGUGGACUGCGACUUGACUGAGACAUUGUCAUGUCUUUUUGCCAUAAGAUGGGGACACACAUUUUAUAUUUAAAAGAGAAAGUGUUUAAAGUUUUUUUUUUUUUUUUUUUUUAACUCAACCGUGGUAGUACAGACUUCCAUGCCGAAGGAGAGAGAUAUGUCUACAUAGAGGUAUUCAUAUUUAAGAACAUAAACAAGCAGGUCAGUCACUGUACAGCCAACUGAAGAAUAUCUUACAGAGAGAACUGAGUGUAUGCAUCUGAUUUUAGAAUGAUUUAUUUGCACUUUUCUGUUGCACUACAUUCUGUUUGGUUUCAGGAUUGGGAAUUUUGGGAAACUACAACUGAACAAAAAUGUUAUUGCAUCUCUGAACUUUUCCUCAUUAAUUUUAAUGCUCAUAUUGUGAUUCUCACAUUAAAGUCUCAAUUUAUCAGCAUUUUUCCUAAA